AUGGCUGAAGAAGAACACACCUUUGAGACCGUCGAUGCUGGUAGCUCUUUGACUUACCCAAUGCAAUGUUCUGCGUUGAGAAAGAACGGGUUUGUCGUUAUCAAGGGAAGACCUUGUAAGAUUGUCGACAUGUCUACUUCCAAGACUGGUAAGCACGGUCACGCCAAAGUGCACCUGGUUGCUAUAGAUAUCUUUACUGGUAAGAAAUUGGAAGAUUUGUCUCCAUCGACCCACAACAUGGAAGUUCCAUUUGUCAAGAGAACCGAAUACCAAUUGUUGGACAUCGACGACGGGUUCUUGUCGUUGAUGACGAUGGACGGUGAGACCAAGGACGACGUCAGAGCGCCAGAGGGCGAGUUGGGUGAGUCGAUGCAGGCUGCUUUCGAUGAGGGUAAGGACUUGAACGUUACCAUCAUCACUGCGAUGGGCGAGGAAGCUGCUAUCUCUUUCAAGGAAGCUCCAAAGUCCGAUUAA
Molecule: messenger RNA, 474 nt
Organism: Torulaspora globosa
Lineage: Eukaryota; Fungi; Ascomycota; Saccharomycetes; Saccharomycetales; Saccharomycetaceae
Gene: HYP2
Product: translation elongation factor eIF-5A
Exons: 1
Coding region: 1-474 (157 amino acids)
Biological process (GO): positive regulation of translational termination; positive regulation of translational elongation
Molecular function (GO): ribosome binding; RNA binding; translation elongation factor activity
Source: RefSeq, a predicted model, not a curated record